Molecule: messenger RNA, 1512 nt
Organism: Eimeria tenella
Lineage: Eukaryota; Apicomplexa; Conoidasida; Eucoccidiorida; Eimeriidae
Exons: 3
Coding region: 1-1512 (503 amino acids)
Source: RefSeq, a predicted model, not a curated record
AUGCCAGUUGAGGUGUAUGUACACCUCAGGUACGCCUCGCUCGAGGCUUUGUUGGCUUCUUCUGCUGCCACUUUUACUUCUUUUCCAGAAUCAAAUCAAAAAGAAGCCCCCCAUGGAGUUGCACAAGAAGCAGGCUGCGCCAGCAGCAGCAGCAGCAGCAGCAGCAGCAGCAGCAGCGGGAGGGGGGAGCAUGAGGGCGCGGACGGCGCCGCUGAGGUGUCUAGGCAGCUCUUUAGGUUUUGGGCCUGCUGUACUGACACCUCAGGCCAAGUGCAGCAGGAGCAGCAGCAGCAACAGCAGCAGCAGCAGCAGCAGCAGCAGCAAGUCUCUUCAGACUCUGUUUACACUCUGGCUGUGCCGCAGCCGCGUCUACCAUCUCCCGAGCUAAGCUUAUCUGCAGCAGAAGCCCCAGCAGCAGCAGCAGCAGCAACAGCAGCAGCAGCAGCAGCACAACCACCAGAAUCGGGUGCAGCAGCAACAACAACAGGAGCGGAUGCAGCAGUAGCAGCAGCAGCAGCAGCAGCAGCAGAUUCGAGCACGAGUUUCGGUCUGCAGCAAAAAGAGCUGAAGCCUCUCGCCAGAUCGGAACGAGGCCAUGCAAUUAGAAGCAAAGCCAGCAGCAGCAGCAGCAGCAGACACAGCAGCAGCAGCAGCAGCAGCAGUAGCAGCAGCAGCAAAGCGACCUCAACAGCAGCAACAGCAGCAGCAGAAGCAGCAAAAAGGAAACCGCGAGAAGCAAAAAGAAGCAAAGAGGCAACUGCAGCAGCAGCAGCACGUGUGGCUUCCCCCACAGCAGCAGCAGCAGCAGCAGCAGCCGCUGCAGCAGCAGCAGCAGCAGCAGCAGCAGCAGCAGAAGCAGCAGCAGAAGCAGCAGAUGCUGAGGGGAAUUCGGGGUCCCCACAAACGCCCCUGUUGCCUCUGCUGCGUGGGAGCGGCGCUGUAGUGGACACAAAGACAACCAGCAGCAGCAGCAGCAGCAGCAGCAGCAGCAGCAGCAGCAGCAGCAGCAGCAGUAGCAGCAGCAGCAGCAGCUUUGCUGCUGCUUCGCCAAAAGCAGCAGCAAAGCACAGCCACCAGGAAAGGGAGAGGCAGCAGCAGCAGCAGCAGCAGCAGCAUUCCCACUCCCAGAACCAGCAGCAGCAGCACUACCACUACCAGUACGUGCAGCAGAAGCAGCAGCAGCAGCAGCAGCAGCAGCAGCAGCAGCAGCAGCAGCAGCAGCCACCUCCUCUUAGGGUUGCCUCUCCCCCCCCUCUUACUCCAACAAAGCCGCCCCUCUAUGCCCAUGACCUGCAGCACAAGCAGCAGCAGCAGCAGCAGCAGCAGUGGCAUUAUCAACAGCAGCAUCACUACCAGCAGAACUACCAGCAGCAGCAGCAGCACUACCCGCAGCAGCAGCAGCAGCAGCAGCAGCAUUCCCACUCCCAGAACCAGCAGCAGCAGCACUACCACUACCACAACAGGGGCUUCAGCCUCCCUGUGGCUUCCCUGGCGAGCCUCCUGCCCUCCUAA